UCCGUGCGAGCUUUAAAUUUCUUCGUUCAUCACUGAGAAGAAAAGCUGAAAAGCGUCGCACCUGGUGCCUGCCAUGGAGUUCACCAGGAUAGAAGGGGCUUCAUUCAACCAUGGAGCUGGUUUCAAUCCACUACCACAAAAAGUUCCCAUGAGAUACUCGUUCAGCUUGGACCAGAAGCGUAUCUUAAUGAAGCAUUAUGAGAAUGGAAUGUUCGGGCAGAGCUUGGCGUACCAGGACAAGAUUGUAGCUUGCGCUCAAGAAGCUGGGGUGGAUUUCGAUAUCGUCAGGAACUGGAUUGGCAACAUGCGACGGAAACGCCGCAUGGAAGAUGCCCAAAAGACCAACAUGACAGAUUUGAUGAUGCCACAUGAUCCGUCGGCAGAGAACAAGCGCCGUUUCUUGCCUCCUCCAUCCGGUGCCUUUCCAGGAUCUCUAUACCUCGUUCGGCAGCCAGCUGGCGGGAGAGUCCAACAACCCAGACCGCCGUCGGGCCCGAUCAUCAGGCCCAACACCCCCGGGUCACACCUGCCUCUGCCCACCAGCCUUAUCAAGAACACACCCUUAGCCACGCGGGACCAAAAUGUCGCCUUGCCAAGCUCCGGUCAGCCCAGCGCCGCCCAACCUUCGGGGGGUACGCCUUCAGGAUACCGACCCGUUCCAUCGAAGCAUGAGUUGGACGAUGAAAAGAGCAGUUGCCAGGUCGCUAGCACCGCCCAUCAACCCACAUCUCAACCCCAGGUUCCUAUGAAUGUUGCCGGGGUUGAAAGGCGAGAACAAUUGUGGAGUUCGCAACAGUUCCCCGAUGAGACAAUACCAUUAAUGAGAGGUCAGGGUCAAGGUCAAGGGUCAGGGCUGGGUCAUGAAGCUAAUGAUCAUGAAUGGAGGCAACAACAGAUUCAGAGUGUCAUGAAUCAAGUUCAACAGUCGGUGCAGCAGCUGGAGGGCCUCGGCUGUGAGUGUGUCGUAGCAACAGUCAUACCAUCAGACGGCGGUACGUACAUCACUGGUACCCCGAUAGCGGUGCAAUACUUCUCCGAGAUACAGAAGAUCCAGGCCAUGGCGGACUAUGUGAACCCUCUCGGCCCGCCGUCGAUUGACAGUGAAGAUACACAGAAUGACGCUAUCGAAGAAGCUAACAGUACAAACCGGCAGAGGAACCAGCUUGGUCAGGGUACCAAGAGCGACGGUGUCAAGCAGACGGCGCAUGAUGAUCAGACUGAAGCUAAGGACGAGGACGAAGCGAAUGAAGAGGGGGAGGGCAAAGCGGAAUCAGAGAGGAAAGAAGGAGAGGUCAUCAGGACAGGGGAAGAGGUGUACAUCGUCAACAAGGAUCAUUUUGUGAUCGGUACGGGCACUUUACUCCCAGCACCCCACAGGCGCAUUGAACUGAAAAACGUUCCCCUCCCCUGAUAAUACUGCCUGUACCUUUCAUUUUGGAUAUAAGUCUCAAGUCUCUGUACAAGUCAUUGUCCAAGCUGAACUACUGAGUCAAUGCCAGCCAUAGUUGGGACAAAGCCCUGGCCCAAUCUGAGUUUACUUCUUCGUGAAUAGCGACUAGACUAUGGUUGAAACAGUUGCUUUAAUUAAUGGGGCAUAACUUGGGUAUGCAAGCCAUCAUGAGUAAAGGCGUGGUGUCACUCGUGGAAUCUGUUGUGACGAUCUGGCCAUACUUUGGACACAAGCAACGACUUCACUUUGUGUGGACACCUAUACGUGUAGGAAUUUGCAGUGAGUUGGAAUAUCAUGAUCUCUGAAGCAGGGCAAGACAACGAUCUUUAUGUUUGUGAAGAGCACUUCUACAUUAGAAAAUCAAUUGAAUUUUCAUUAUAGUUUCUGCACUGCCUUCAUCCUAAGUGGCUGGUAAAAGGUCAUCUCUAAAACAACUUGGCUCUUUUCAAUUUGAAUGAUGAGCAUACCCAGGCCUGUGUGCUUCAUUGUUGAAAGGACAAGGGCACCAAGGCAUUUCUCCUUGGUAAAGGGCACCCUAUUAGGAAAUUGUAACUUUCAACUGGGCUAUUUCAAGGGCACCAAGGCAAUCAGGGGGCAUGAAGACGAUCACCUUCGUAGCCCCCGUGAAGUAUCUGGCCUGCAUACCAAAGCAAGAUACUUAUAAAUGCCCUCUCCUUUUACAUGUGACUGCUGUUUGGGGAUCUGUGGAUGAUGAGUUCUUUAGGUCAAUGGUGUCGGACUAAAAGACUUGCAAUCACAAGGUUUGGUUUUGAAUCCUACCAAGCUAACCGCUGUUAGCACAAUGACUAGAUUAAGUUUUGUCAUAAACAUGAAGUUUACUGACUCACGAUUUAUUGAUUUGUGCACUUCAUAAUCGUAUAUGUUAAACCAAUGUUUGUAUGAGAGAGAUUGGCUGU
Asterias rubens (European starfish) is the source of this 2367-nucleotide messenger RNA. RefSeq lists its product as uncharacterized. The coding region runs from base 74 to 1411 and encodes 445 amino acids. The transcript has 5 exons. Lineage: Eukaryota; Metazoa; Echinodermata; Asteroidea; Forcipulatida; Asteriidae. The record is from RefSeq and is a predicted model, not a curated record.